CUUCACCCUCAUUCCAAUCCCACCGUCCAUAGGAAGCGAUCGUAGCCAUCGCCUUCUCACUAGUGUUUCUUGACGCCACGUGUCGUCUCAACACGUGUCGCUGAGAUGGGCUAAUGUUAUCCUUUCUUCCUCUCUAUAAAUGAAGCUCCCCCGCCUAAUGGUCACCUCCUCCACAUUCAAAAUUUCCAAAGCUCACAUUGUUGUGAGAGUUUUCUUUUCUGGAAGAAAAAGCUUGCGGAAAUAAGCUUAGUUUUCUUUCAUUUUUUUUUAUAUCACUUUAUCUGGAAAAAAGGGGAUAAUUUUAAAAGAAAAUUCUGUACAGAAAUCAUGGCUUUGAAUAUAACCCACCAGAUUGGAGCACUCGUGGGAACUCCAAUCUCAGUAGAACCGAUCAGCACCACCGCAAGUGAAUCUACGGCCACGGUCAGUGCUUCUGCGGUGUGGAAAACUCCUACGCUUAUUCCACGGUCCAAAAUUCAAAGAACAAAUGGGGUUGAGCCAAAAUCUCGGCUGGCGAGCCCUUGUCCGUUUCCAGUACAAAGCGGCAUCCGAGCAGAUCUUUCCGCAGCUUGCCACGCUUUUGCGAUGGAGGAGAUGACAUUGGAGACCACAAAGGAGGGAGAGGAAGAGAGGAUGUAUAGAGAAGGUUCUGGGAAGGAGAAAGGGAAGGGAGUGCCUGUGUUCGUGAUGAUGCCGUUGGACAGCGUGACCAUGGGCAACACUGUGAAUCGGAGGAAGGCGAUGAACGCCAGUUUACAGGCGUUGAAGAGCGCCGGAGUUGAAGGAAUCAUGAUGGACGUAUGGUGGGGAUUGGUUGAGAGAGAAGCACCUGGGGUGUAUAAUUGGGGAGGGUAUACUGAGCUUUUGGAGAUGGCGAAGCGGCAUGGGCUCAAGGUUCAGGCAGUCAUGUCGUUUCACCAGUGUGGAGGAAACGUUGGCGACUCCUGCACUAUCCCAUUGCCCAAGUGGGUUGUGGAGGAGAUUGACAACGAUCCAAAUCUUGCAUACACGGAUCAGUGGGGAAGAAGGAAUUAUGAAUAUGUAUCUCUAGGCUGUGAUACCCUUCCGGUCCUUAAGGGGCGAACGCCCGUGCAAUGCUACUCCGAUUUCAUGCGAGCAUUCAGAGACAACUUCAGAAACCUUCUCGGUGAUACCGUUGUGGAAAUUCAAGUGGGAAUGGGUCCAGCAGGCGAGCUUCGCUAUCCCUCAUACCCAGAACAGAAUGGAACAUGGAAAUUUCCAGGAAUUGGAGCCUUCCAAUGUUAUGAUAAGUAUAUGCUUAGCAGCCUGAAAGCUGCAGCUGAAGCAGUUGGCCAGCCAGAAUGGGGUAGCACAGGUCCUACUGAUGCUGGUCACUAUAACAAUUGGCCAGAAGAUACCCAAUUUUUCCGUAAAGAAAAUGGUGGUUGGACUUAUCCUUAUGGUGAAUUUUUCCUUAGUUGGUACUCUCAGAUGCUCCUCGACCAUGGUGAGAGGAUACUUUCAUCAGCCAAGGCCAUCCUUGAGAACACUGCCGUAAAGAUUUCAGUAAAGGUUGCAGGAAUUCACUGGCACUAUGGGACACGGUCCCAUGCCCCAGAGCUUACUGCUGGGUAUUAUAACACAAGAUUUCGGGACGGUUACCUUCCUAUUGCACAAAUGUUAGGACGCCAUGGUGCAGUUUUCAACUUCACUUGUAUUGAGAUGCAUGACCACGAGCAGCCACAGGACGCCCUUUGCUCACCGGAGAAGCUUGUCAUGCAGGUGGCUUUGGCAACUCAGGAAGCACAAGUUCCACUCGCUGGAGAAAAUGCCCUUCCCCGAUAUGAUGACUACGCACAUGAGCAAAUCUUGCGGGCAGCUUCACUGAACAUUGAUGAGAAUUCUGGUGAGAGAGAAAUGUGUGCAUUUACAUACUUGAGGAUGAGUCCCCAUUUAUUCCAGGAAGAUAACUGGAGACGAUUCGUAGCAUUUGUGAAGAAGAUGAAGGAAGGGAAGAAUGCAGAACGGUGUCGGGAGGAGGUUGAACGGGAAGCUGAGCAUUUUGUGCAUAUAAGUCAGCCUUUAGUUCAGGACGCUGCAGUGGCUCUCUAAUUCAAUAAGGAUUUGGUUAACUUGCAAGCUUUGUUUCACAGCGAGGCAACCGACUCUUUUAGCUUUGUUAUAGCUGCCUUUUUAAUGCUGUAGCAAUAGACAUUUGCUCCUAGUGAUGUUGUACCAGAAAAGUGAAUUCAGGAAAUAUGCUGUUAGUAUACAAAUGUUAGUAAAUUCUUUUCCUUUUUC
Manihot esculenta (cassava) is the source of this 2262-nucleotide messenger RNA. RefSeq names its product beta-amylase 1, chloroplastic. Bases 328 to 2073 code for a protein of 581 amino acids. Gene Ontology annotation, biological process: polysaccharide catabolic process. Gene Ontology annotation, molecular function: beta-amylase activity. The record is from RefSeq and is a predicted model, not a curated record. The transcript has 4 exons. Lineage: Eukaryota; Viridiplantae; Streptophyta; Magnoliopsida; Malpighiales; Euphorbiaceae.